ACCGCGCCAUUUCUACCUCGCCACCAAAUCUGCCGGCUGGUCCCGCAGUCCUUGUUGCCAUUCAGAAUGCCUCCCUUUAGUUCUCGUCCCCUACGGUCGAGCUCGUCCCGCAAUCCCCUCUCCAAUUUCCUCCCCUCGAUCCGGCGGAAGCCCUUCCUCCUCUUCGGCCUGCCCUUCACCUUCACCAUCCUCUCUGCCGCCUAUGGUCUCUCUUACCUCACCCAGACGCGCUACGAGUACAAUGCCACCAAGGUGCAGAGUGUCAGUAAAGAGGAGGAGCUGGGUAUGAAAAAGGGGAGGAGACGGAUUGAUUUGAGGGAAGAGUAUUGGAAAUUGAGCAGGGCAAGGGAGGAUAUGAUGCUGGAUGCCGAUGAGCCGCUUGCUGCCGCCAGUGGGUCUGGGUCUGGAUCAGGUGGAAGUAGCGCUCGGAGAGGUACGGGCAGAAGCGGAGGUGGCGUGGACGAGUGGGACGAGUGGGAGCCUAAGCGGGUCCCGAGACCGCAGGGCGUCGAGGAGUGGGGCGACGCCGGCGGAUCUGCCCUAGGCGCCUCGUACGUGGAGCAGUCGGACAGCACAAGAGACUACCAACGGCGCAACAAGGACAAGAACGUGAGCAACUCUGCCUCUUCCUCUUUUCCUGGACUAGCCUCUUUACGUGCCGAGGGUCAGGAAGUGACGUACGACCUAAGCAAGGCUUCUGCACCUGAUGCCCGUGGCAAUCGGACCAUUGUGACGGAGAGCGGCAAGAAGAUUGUCAUCGGCCCAGAUGGCAAGCCCUGCAAGGCCUGCAAUACAAGAUUAGCUCUCAGAGAGGCAAUGAGAGGCGCUGGCAGUGGAGCGGGCAAAUCGUCGUCUUCUGCUGCCUCUUCCUCAGCCUCCCCAGCUGGCUUCUUUGGCGGUGCAAUGGCAGCAGCGACUUCCCCUUCUUCGACAAGUUCGGCCUCCACCCUCUCUUGUCCUCCAGACGUAGAGGAGCUGGGUCGCUCUUCCUGGGAUCUGCUCCAUUCCAUUGCUGCAACCUACCCCGAGAAGCCCAGCGAGGCAGAGCAGUCCGCUCUCCUCAGCCUCCUCAAGGCGUUGCCCAUCCUCUACCCGUGUCGGCACUGUGCCCAAGCUCUGCAGGAGGACUACACCAGGAGGGAUUCGGUGACUACAGCGUCACCUCCGUCUGCUGAUGAUAUGAAGGUAUCCGAGGCAGUAAUCUCCAAGAGUCAGGCCAUGCGCUUCACCUGCUCCAUCCACAACGAGGUCAACGAACGGCUGGGAAAGCCAAAGUGGGACUGUGAAGAUCUGCGGAAGCUGAAGGAGCGGUGGGAAGAUGGAGGUCAAAAGUGUCUCUGAGCGAGAUGGACCGGCCGGACAUAGUGGCAGGAGACGCGGACAUUGUACAACUUGAUACCUCAGCACCUCUCUGCAAUCUUUUGCAAUCAUAUGCGAUUCGCA
This is a messenger RNA of Microstroma glucosiphilum, 1443 nucleotides long. RefSeq lists its product as hypothetical. The transcript has a single exon. Gene Ontology annotation, molecular function: flavin-dependent sulfhydryl oxidase activity; flavin adenine dinucleotide binding. The coding region runs from base 67 to 1341 and encodes 424 amino acids. The record is from RefSeq and is a predicted model, not a curated record. NCBI's taxonomy places the organism in Eukaryota, Fungi, Basidiomycota, Exobasidiomycetes, Microstromatales, Microstromataceae. Gene Ontology annotation, cellular component: mitochondrial membrane; mitochondrion.